AUGUUGAUUGAAGCGGGCGAAGAUAUGGGAUUGAAUCGAUAUAACUGCAAAAAAUUGGUUAAAGGAAGUUGGUCACCACUUGACGAAGCCAAUGCUGUAUUUUAUUGGCGAUGUGUACUUAUUUUUUGUCGGCGGAAAUGUGCCACAGAUGCGGAUUGGUCUGAGUGUCGCUACCGUUUAGUACCAACGUUGGCCAGCUUUUGUCAGCUUGUUCAAAGUUUUAUGAAUAAAGCUUUGAUAAUCGAUGCAGGCGAAACAUUGGCUGUAUUGAGGAAUUUUACUGUUAAACAGCUGCUCAAAAUGAUUUCGUUGUACGAUAACGACGAUCCUGCUGGUUGGUAA
Messenger RNA from Gongylonema pulchrum, 342 nucleotides. NCBI's taxonomy places the organism in Eukaryota, Metazoa, Nematoda, Chromadorea, Rhabditida, Gongylonematidae. The record is from the annotation of a GenBank genome assembly.